GCGGCGCGGUCCAAGAUGGCCGCGGUGUCGGUGUUCCCCGGCGUGCGGCUCCUCACGGUCGGGGACGCGAACGGGGAGAUCCAGCGGCACCAGGAGCAGCAGCCGCUGCGCCUCGAGGUCCGCACCGGCCCCGACAGCGCCGCCAUCGCCCUCUACGGCCAUGAGGAGGUGUGCGUGUUCAAGUGCUCCGUGUCGCGUGACACCGAGUGCAGCCGCGUGGGGAAGCAAUCCUUCAUCAUCACGCUGGGCUGCAACAGCGUGCUGCUGCAGUUCGGGACCCCCACGGAUUUCUGCUCCUUCUACAACAUCCUCAAGAACUGCCGCGGGCACAACACGGAGCGCUCCGUGUUCAGCGAGCGCACCGAGGAGUCCUCGGCCGUGCAGUACUUCCAGUUCUACGGGUACCUGUCCCAGCAGCAGAACAUGAUGCAGGACUACGUGCGCACGGGCACGUACCAGCGGGCCAUCCUGCAGAACCACAGCGACUUCAAGGACAAGAUCGUGCUGGACGUGGGCUGUGGCUCGGGCAUCCUCUCCUUCUUCGCGGCGCAGGCCGGGGCGCGCAAGAUCUACGCGGUGGAGGCGAGCACCAUGGCCCAGCACGCCGAGGUGCUGGUGAAGAGCAACAACCUGACGGAGCGCAUCGUGGUGAUCCCGGGCAAGGUGGAGGAGGUGUCGCUGCCCGAGCAGGUGGACAUCAUCAUCUCGGAGCCCAUGGGCUACAUGCUCUUCAACGAGCGCAUGCUCGAGAGCUACCUGCACGCCAAGAAGUACCUGAAGCCCAGUGGGAACAUGUUCCCCACCAUCGGGGACGUGCACCUGGCGCCCUUCACGGACGAGCAGCUCUACAUGGAGCAGUUCACCAAGGCCAACUUCUGGUACCAGCCCUCCUUCCACGGCGUUGAUCUCUCCGCUCUGCGCGGCGCUGCCGUGGACGAGUACUUCAGGCAGCCCGUGGUGGACACCUUCGACAUCCGGAUUCUGAUGGCCAAAUCCGUCAAAUACACCGUGAACUUCUUGGAAGCCAAGGAGGGCGACUUGCACAGGAUAGAAAUCCCCUUCAAGUUCCACAUGCUGCACUCGGGGCUGGUGCACGGCCUGGCCUUCUGGUUCGACGUGGCCUUCAUCGGCUCCAUAAUGACGGUGUGGCUCUCCACGGCCCCCACGGAGCCGCUGACCCACUGGUACCAGGUGCGCUGCCUGUUCCAGUCGCCGCUCUUCGCCAAGGCGGGCGACACGCUCUCAGGGACCUGCCUGCUCAUCGCCAACAAGAGACAGAGCUACGACAUCAGCAUCGUGGCCCAGGUGGACCAGACGGGCUCCAAAUCCUCCAACCUGCUGGACCUGAAAAAUCCCUUCUUCAGGUACACGGGCACGACCCCCUCGCCCCCGCCCGGCUCCCACUACACGUCCCCGUCAGAGAACAUGUGGAGCACGGGCAGCAGCUACAACAUGAGCACGGGGCAUGGCCGUGGGCCGGUGGGAAUGCCGGCUGCCUACGACCUGAGCAGCGUCAUCGCCGGGGGCUCCAACGUGGGGCACAACAACCUGAUCCCCCUGGCCAACACCGGCAUCGUGAACCACACCCACUCCAGGAUGGGCUCCAUCAUGAGCACGGGCAUCGUGCAAGGUUCCUCGAGCGCCCAGACCGCCGGCUCCAGCUCGCACUACCCGCCCCUGCAGAGCCAGUUCACCAUGGGGGGCCCCCCCAUCUCCAUGGCCUCCCCCAUGUCCAUCACCACCAACACGAUGCACUACGGCAGCUGAAGGGCCCCCCCCGGCCCCACCCACCAGACACAAACCAAAACCGGGGACACGGGGACCCCCCCCCACCCC
Molecule: messenger RNA, 1836 nt
Organism: Melospiza melodia melodia
Lineage: Eukaryota; Metazoa; Chordata; Aves; Passeriformes; Passerellidae
Product: histone-arginine methyltransferase CARM1-like
Biological process (GO): peptidyl-arginine methylation
Molecular function (GO): protein-arginine N-methyltransferase activity
Source: RefSeq, a predicted model, not a curated record